Molecule: messenger RNA, 4803 nt
Organism: Closterium sp. Naga37s-1
Lineage: Eukaryota; Viridiplantae; Streptophyta; Zygnematophyceae; Desmidiales; Closteriaceae
Source: the annotation of a GenBank genome assembly
AUGGCCCAUUCAACGCGCUUCGCCGUUCUCCCAGUCGCCGCGCUCCUCCUCGCGCUGCUCCCCGCGCGGCAUGCGGCGCCCGCCGCCGCCGAUCUCUGCGCGCUCUCGGGCCUUCCGCCGAAGAAGCCCGUCGUCCCACCGCACCGGUGCCCCGCGGCGGCGGAGCUGUCGUGCUGCGCGGACUGCGCGGACACGAAUCGCGCGCUGCAGCUCGUGUCGUCCACCCUCGACGACGUCGCCCAACGGAUCGACCCCAAUAUCCCCGGCAGCGGCAUAAUAGAUCUCAGCCCCAUGGUGUGUGAUGCGUUACAGCCGUACCCCCAGUGCAUGCUCAUGAUCGAAAAGAUAAUUUGCGGCGCCACGUGCAACCCAGAUUCGGGAACCUACAUUGUGAAGAAGGGGGGAGAAAUCAUUAUGACGGUCUGCCAGGAAUUCGCGAAUACCGCCUACAAAGCAUGCAAGGACGUCGAAAUCCAGGGCGUUGCAAUGAACCAGCUCAUCCCCGACGUUCAAAACAUGAUGGUCUAUGUGACCAACUACAUUGCGAGUUUCAUGGGCAUUGAGAAUUUCAAUAUCGCCAUCGGUACUCGACCAUGCCUCACGGGAGCUGCAGCAGCGCCAACCUACACCCCCUGCUGCGACCCUUCCGCCGUCGACCCCAAGUGUCCUGCGGGGGCUGUUGACAAAGUCAAGUACGCGCCCUACAUCAACCGCACCAUCAAUUCCACUGCCUGUACGGCCGGCGCACCCCAGGCCGCCCCUGCGCCCUCCCCUCCUCGGGAUGCGCCUGCUGCCCCUGCGCCUGCUCCCUCCACUCCCGCCGCUCCUGCUCCCUCUGUGGUUUCUCCUGGUGCGCCUGCUCCUGCUCCGCCUGCACCCACUGCAGGCACCCCUCCGCCUUCGCCUCAAGCGCCAGGAGUGGCGCCUAGCACCCCUCCUGCCUCUCCUAGCCCAACGACUGCGAGCCCCUCGCCCCCAUCCCCUCCGCCCAAGUCCGGGGCUCGUUCUGCUGCUUCUUUGAUGUCGAUGGUGGCUCUGGCGGUUGGCGCAGCGGCCCUGCAGUUCGUGUCGUCCACCCUCGACGAUCUUGCGCAGAUGAUCAACUAUAUGCUCCCUGGCGGCGGCCCCGCAGUCCCUUUCCUCGCGUCCCUGUUCCCACUCAGAUCCUAUCGUUCCGCCCGUUCUUCCCUUCGCCCCUCUUUCCCUCUUUCCUUCUUCCCUUCUUCUCCCCCUGGUUCCUUCUCCCCUUGCAGAGCAGCAGCCGCGCCAGCCUACACCCCCUGCUGCGAUCCCCUCACCGUUGACCCCAAGUGUCCCCCAGGCGCUGUUGACAAAGUCAAGUACGCGCAUAACAUCAACCGCACCAUCAACUCCACCGCCUGUAAGGCCGUUUCGCCCCACAAGACUCCCCUGCCUACUACUGCCACUGCUCCCGCGCCUGCUUCCCCUGCGCCUGCGCCUGUUUCCCCCGCGUCUGCUUCCCCCGCGCCUGCUUCCCCCGCGCCUGCUUCCCCCUCGCCUGCUUCCCCCGCGCCUGCUUCCCCGACGCCUGCUCCCACUGCUGGAAUCCCCCUGGCUUCUUCUCACCCAGCGCCUGCGACUCCCUCGUCCCCUCCCCCUCCACCCAAGUCCGGGGCUGGUUCCGCCGCUUCGCUGAUGUCGGUGGUUGCUCUGGCUGUUGGCGCUGCAGCAGUGUUUCUUCCGGCGUCUGUCUGCAAGCCGCCAUGCCAGGCGCGGGGAGCGGCGGGGGAGGGGGAGGGGGGAGGGGGAGGGCUGCGCGUGAGCACGCUGAACGGCGUGAAGGUGUAUAACGUGUCGGGCGGCAAGGCCGUGCCCGAGUGGAUCUCGGACAAGAAGAAACGCGCCCUCAGGAAGGACGAAGACUACCUCCGUCGCAUUGAGCUCAUUCAGGACCUCGAGUUCAAGGUCGCCUCAACGCGGAUCAAGGCGUCUCGUGACGGCAAAUACCUCCUCGCUUCAGUGCGAGUGUAUGAGCUGGCAGAGCUCUCCCUCAAGUUUGAGCGCAAUCUGGACUCGGAAAUCGUUGACUUUCAGAGCCUGGACUCUCAAGUUGCUGCUGACUUGCAGCACACAAUGGUAACCCUAUGUGAUCCACCCUAUGCGCGUAACGGUGUGACCGCAAUGGAGGUGCUGACAGACGACUACAGCAAGAUUGCCUUUCUCUGUGCCGAUCGCUCCGUGUGCUUCCAUGCCAAGUUCGGAGCUUACUUCAAGACACGCAUCCCCAGGAUGGGCCGGGGAUUGGCGUACGACCCAGCCUCGUGUGACCUGCUGCUUGCUGCUUCCUCGCCUGAGAUUUACAGGAUCAACCUGGAGCAGGGUCAGUUUCAGCAGUCCUUGCAAUCGCGGUCGCCAGCAGUGAACGUGAUCGGGCGAAGCCCCUCCCACGGGCUCAUUGCCUGCGGGGGAGAGGACGGUGCCUUGGAGUGCUUCGACAACCGCCAAGCCUCGGCUGUGUCUCGCAUCGAUGCUGUGGGAGCUACUGGGAAUGCCGAGCAGCAAGUGACAGCAGUACGAUUUGAAGACACUGAGGGCAUGCAUCUGGCUGUGGGCACGAGCACAGGGCAGGUGUUGCUAUACGACCUUCGUUCCUCCAAGCCCUACCGGAUAAAGGACCACAUGUACGGUAGUCCCAUUCACAGCAUCAAAUGGCACAGAGGCAUAGCGGGGUCGUCACAGCACAUCAUCUCAACAGACAAGCGCAUCAUCAAGAUCUGGAACCCCACCACGGGCACCAACGUGACAAGUGUGGAGCCAACUGAACCAGGAGGCAUCAACGACGUGUGUGUGAUGCGCGGCAGCGGGCUGAUCGUGGCAGCCAUGGACUCGCCUCGCCUGCAGGCAUACUUCAUCCCGUCUCUCGGUCCCGCCCCUCGCUGGUGCUCGUUCCUCGAGAACAUUACUGAGGAGUUGGAGGAGGGCGGGGCAGCGAUGUACGAUGACUACAAGUUUGUCACACGAGAGGAGCUGAACGCACUGAGGCUCACAGAGCUGCUGGGGACCAACCUGCUGCGCCCCUUUAUGCACGGAUUCUUCCUGCACUCGCGGCUGUAUCAUAAGGCCAAGUCCAUAGCAGACCCAUUCGCAUGGGACACAUACCGGCAGCAGAAGGUGAAGGAGAAGAUCGAAGCACAGAGAGGCAGCCGCAUAUCGUUGCAAAAGAAGCUUCCCAAGGUGAAUGCCAAGCUGGCGGCGCAGCUGAUGCAGCAGAGUGGGGCAGAGGGGGCGCGGGAGGAGGGUGGGGAGGACGAGGAGGAGGAGGAGGAGGAGGAGGGAGGGGCGGGUGGGAAGGCGCGGAAGCAGCGCAAGGCUGCUGCCAGUGCUCUGGCUGACCCGCGUUUCGCCUCUCUAUUCACUGACCAGGCGUUCCAAGUGGAUGAGGACUCUCAAGAGUACAUGGCGCUGCACGGGGGCAUGCGGGGAGGAGCGGAGGAGAGGCGGCAGCAGCAGAAGAGGGAUAAGGAGCUUCUAGAGGAGCACUUUGAAAUGGUGGAAGGGGAGGAGGAGGAGGAGGAGGAGGAGGAGGAGGAGGAGGAGGAGGAGGAGGAGGAGGAGGAGGAGGAGGAGGAGGAGGAGGAGGAGGAUGAGGGAGAGGAGGGGGGAGAGGAAGAGGAGAGGGGUGGAAGCGGGAAGAGGAGGUUGGUGCAGGGAGGAAAGGAGGAGGGUGUGUCACGGAAGAGAGGAGCCAAGGAGCCAAGGCUCUACGAAGCGAGAGACGACGUGCAUGCAGCAGCCUUCAGAAACCGCCAAAGCCUCGCCGCCCAGAAGAACCUGCCCCUGGAGGAGAGAAUCGCGCAGCUCCCGCGUUCGUCUGCUAGCAGUCAAGGCGCCGCCCACGGCGUUCCUGUAAGGAGGGCGGGCGGCGCGGUGGAGUUUACUGUUGCAAUGCAAUCAAGGAGACGAGGGGCGAAAUCUUACGUCCUUUUGUUGGUAACCACCGUCGCCGUUUCGCCCUUUGUUCGCGUCCACGCUCAAAAUCCGCCGCCGUUGGAAAACAACACCGGUUUCCCCAUCUGCCCGAAUGGUAACCCGCCCGCGACACCCGCGGUCGCGCCGCUGCGAUGCCCCGCGUAUAUCGGGAUGACGUGCUGCGACAACUGCGAAGACGUGAACAGCGCGCUCUCAUUGGCCAGCGCGAAUCUGUACGACAUCGUUCAGGCGCUGGACCCGAGCGUGAUGUCGCAGAUCCCCGUGGCGAUUCUGGGCGACAUCUCGCGCGACACGAUGGUGAGUGUUGGCUUGAUUGACUCCGUUGAACUGCAUUCGUGGAUCCCCGUGGCGAUGCUGGGCGACAUCCCGCGCGACACGAUGGUUUGGGGUUUCGUGACCACUUCUUCCCUCCCUUGGCCUCUCUUCCAUCGCGUACCUCGUGCUCCUCCCCACAUCCCUCCUUCCCCUCCUCUAGGUGUGCGACUCGAUGGCGAUGCAGCAGCAGUGCGGCCAGCUGCUCGAAGAUCUCGUGUGUGCGACUCGAUGGCGGUGCAGCAGCAGUGCGGCCAGCUGCUCGACGACCUCGUGUGCGCCGCCACGUGCGACCCCUACGCGGGCAGCUACGUGACGGUCAACGAGUUCGUGGGGUCGACGGAGGUGGCUGUGUGCCUCCGAGAGGCGGAGGCGGUCUUCGAGGCAUGCAAGGACAUCCUGUUCAUUUCCACGUCGAAAGGCGCAACCCUUGAUCUCACGCCGUACUUCCCUGACGCGCGCACCUUCAUGACUCAAAUCAUGGGGGGCAUUCUGCGGGUUGUCAUGGGCAACGACAAGGUCCAAAUCGUCCUCACCAGU